Ahaetulla prasina is the source of this 7688-nucleotide messenger RNA. It is a transcript of the gene DGCR8, whose product is annotated as DGCR8 microprocessor complex subunit. Gene Ontology annotation, biological process: primary miRNA processing. Gene Ontology annotation, molecular function: identical protein binding; heme binding; double-stranded RNA binding. The transcript is spliced from 15 exons. The record is from RefSeq and is a predicted model, not a curated record. The coding region runs from base 694 to 3021 and encodes 775 amino acids. NCBI's taxonomy places the organism in Eukaryota, Metazoa, Chordata, Lepidosauria, Squamata, Colubridae. Gene Ontology annotation, cellular component: microprocessor complex.
CGCUUCUCUGCGGCGGCGUGAGGAGACGUUUAAAGAUGGCGGCGUCCGCGCGAAGGCGGCUUCGCUGAGGCGGAGAGAUAAAAAAAACCGCGGCUGAGGAGUCGAGAAGGCGGCCGCUUUCCUUCCCUCGCACGCCGGUUCGGAGCUAGGAGGACGCGGAAGAGACCCCAGAGGAGCAGCUGAGACCAAGCGGGCAUGGCUCAGUAAACAUGAAACUGAACAUUCAAAAGGCAUCAAAGUACCAUUGACUGGUGGUAAUGGUUGAUACGGCUUGUUGCCAGCGUCCUAGGUAUCAACCAAGUACAACAUCAUCAUCAUCAUUAUUAUUACUACAACUACUACUAUUAUUUGUCAAACACGGGGGAAAACUUUUUUCAGGGGCCGAAAGAAGUCAAGAAGAUCUACAACAGCCAACGGAAGAAGCUCUUAGCUGGGACAUCAACUAUUUAAGCUGAAUGCAUUGUGAUUUCCAGUAAUUGAGACAGUGAUUCUGAAAGCUGUCCACAUUAAUGAAAAGAGCAAUGUAGUCAGCUUAACUGAAUCGUCAGUGUUGCCUUUUGAAUAAAGCACGACCAGUCCUCUCUGAAGGGACUUCUGCAUGUGAGAAACAUAGAUUCCUACAACCCUUUCAUUUAAAACUUGGUGGGUUUAUUAUUUCCUCCCCCCUCCUUCCCCUUUGGGUAAGUUUUAGCCAUGGAGAAUUGUGAAAAUACACCUCCCCUUCCAAAAGAGCCAGCCAGCACUGAAGUGAACAUGGAGAACCCUUCUUGUCCCCCACCACUGCCGCCCAACGAACAGCCUCCACCACCUCCCCUGCAAACGUCCAGUGAAGCAGAGGUAAUGGACGUUAGCUCCGGUGGUGAUGGACAGUCAGAUACCCCUGCUGGGGACGUCCACGCUGACAACGGGACACAGCUCCUCACCAAGGGAUCUUCGUGCUACCAAAGUCGUCUUAUCAUAGAUCCUCAUAGCGACCAAAGCCCAAGAACUGCUCGCCACGCGCCCUCGGUUAGGAAGUUCAUUCCCGAUCUUAAGUUGCUUAAGGAUGUAAAGAUUAGCGUUAGCUUUACAGAGAGCUGCAAAAGUAAAGACAGAAAAGUGCUGUACACUGGAGCUGAGCCAGAUUAUGAGGCGGGGGCAGAUUUAGGGAUUCGUGGUGUCAAUGGGGAUGUGCAUGCUUGCCCUCUCGGUGGGGGUAGUGGCGGCCUGGCGGCUCAGGUAGCCGGCGAAAAGGAGGAGACCAAGGAUGAGGACAACGAGGUAGAUCAGGAAAAGCGAGUGGAAUAUGCAGUGUUGGAUGAUUUAGAAGAUUUUACAGACAAUUUAAUGGAAAUAGAUGAAGAAGGAGGAGGGUUUGCAUCUAAGGCGAUCGUUCAGCAAGACAAAGUGGAUGAAGAAAACUUGCACUAUUCUUACGAGGAUGAAUUUGAUAAUGACGUGGAUGCUCUGCUGGAAGAGGGCCUUUGCGUUCCCAAGAAAAGGAGGAUGGAUGAGAAAUACGCAGGGGAAAGCGACCAUCAGUCGGACGGAGAAACCACUGUGCAGCCCAUGAUGACCAAAAUAAAAACUGUUCUUAAAAGUCGUGGUCGCCCUCCUACAGAACCAUUGCCUGAUGGAUGGAUCAUGACAUUCCACAACUCGGGCAUCCCAGUGUACCUACACAGAGAGUCCCGUGUGGUCACCUGGUCCAGACCUUAUUUCUUGGGAACAGGAAGCAUCAGGAAACACGACCCUCCUUUGAGUAGCAUUCCUUGUUUGCAUUAUAAAAAAAUGAGAGAAAACGAGGAAAGGGAACAAAGCAAUGACAUCACCCCAAACGGGGAGGUUUCCCCCGUAAAACUGAUGGAAAAAUCCCUGGAACUGGAUUGUCAAACGGAGGAGCCGGACUCUACGGCAGCCGAUUCCGUAACAUUGGAUGAGAAAGAUCCAUCUGGGGGAGACACAGCCCAAGGAGCUUUGGGACAAGUGAAGGCCAAAGUCGAAGUAUGCAAAGAUGAAUCAAUAGAUAUUGAGGAUUUCCGACACUAUCUGGAAAAAUGUUUCGAUUUCGAGCAAGUCACGGUGAAGAAGUUCCGAACGUGGGCAGAGAGGCGGCAGUUCAACCGGGAGAUGAAGAGGAAGCAGGCGGAGUCUGAGAGGCCCAUUUUGCCAGCCAAUCAGAAACUCAUUACGUUGUCUGUCCAAGAUGCGCCCACAAAGAAAGAGUUUGUUAUUAAUCCCAAUGGGAAGUCUGAAGUUUGUAUCCUUCAUGAAUAUAUGCAACGAGUGCUGAAAGUACGGCCUGUUUACAAUUUCUUUGAAUGUGAGAACCCAAGUGAGCCUUUUGGAGCAUCAGUUAUUAUUGAUGGAGUGACUUACGGAGCAGGGACUGCCAGUAGCAAAAAACUUGCCAAGAAUAAAGCUGCCCGAGCUACUUUGGAAAUCCUCAUCCCUGAUUUUGUCAAGCAGACCUCUGAGGAGAAGCCCAAAGAUAGUGAGGAAUUAGAGUAUUUUAACCAUAUCAGUAUCGAGGAUUCACGGGUGUACGAACUGACCAGUAAAGCUGGACUCCUGUCUCCAUAUCAGAUCCUUCAUGAGUGCCUUAAAAGAAAUCAUGGCAUGGGUGAUACAUCUAUAAAAUUUGAAGUGAUUCCGGGCAAAAAUCAGAAGAGCGAAUAUGUUAUGACUUGUGGGAAGCAUACUGUGCGGGGGUGGUGUAAGAACAAAAGAGUUGGAAAGCAACUGGCUUCCCAGAAAAUCCUUCAGCUGCUGCACCCACAUGUGAAAAACUGGGGUUCUUUAUUGCGCAUGUACGGCAGAGAAAGCAGUAAGAUGGUGAAACAGGAAACAUCCGACAAAAGCGUGAUAGAACUUCAACAGUAUGCCAAAAAGAACAAGCCCAAUCUGCACAUUCUGAACAAGCUACAAGAGGAAAUGAAAAAAUUAGCACAAGAAAGGGAGGAAACACGAAAGAAACCCAAGAUGACAAUUAUAGAGUCUGCUCAGCCUGGCAGUGAGCCCCUGUGUACUGUGGACGUGUAAUGAGAGAGAUUUAGGAAUUGGAGCAAUAAAACAAGUGGCGAAAGUUAGGAACGGUUUUCAUGUUUUACUUUGUCAACAGUCUGAAGGAGAAAUUGGUUUGCUUCGGGGAAACAACCUAACCGUCAAAGCUGCUUCAAACGUGCAUAUUGUGUGUUUGCAUCAGGGUUGAUAAUGCUCAGUUUUGUGUGUACUUCCCAAAAUGUUGUUAUUCAAGGGGGCAGAAAUCUACCCGACCAUACAUUUGUUGAGAAGCAGAAAGCAGGGUUGUUCGCCUGGGCAAGCAUCAUUUCCAAAAGAAAUGUGUUUGAUGGAGGUGCUUAAGGAUUAAAAUGCAGAAUGUUCCUUUUAUAGAGUGGAACGAAUGUGUAACCCAGCAGAGCUCGCUGUGCUUUUAGGAAACAAUGCAGGCGCUUGUUUUUCUGAAAGGGUUUCUUGUAUUUCUGCACAAAAGAAUUAAGCAACCGAUCGCACACUUUUUGACAGCUGCAUUGAAGGAAAGACACAAAAAAAUGUGUUGUCGCUUUAUGCCCUUCUAAGAUUAGGCCAGUUAGGAUUGCUUCUCAGUGAAUUUUCGCAGAUUUGGGAUUUUUCUAGCAUGGAUCCAGGGAUUAUCCGAGAAGAACUAACUGCAAACAGCUCUGAGGUUUCCAUGCUUUUAAUUGUUCCAUUUAAGAAAAACAAAGACCAACAUAGGAAGCUGAGAUUGUAAGGUACAUUUCGGUUUCUCUUAGAUGUAAAACAACAAAACUUAAGGCAUAAAGUUGAGCCAAGCAUCAGUGCUCUGCAGCUUUUCUUCAUGCUGGUAGGGCUCAUAACCAUGUUUUCUUACAGUUUGCCAGGUUAACUGUGAAUGUAGCAGCAGUGUUCAGUAAGGUUGCAUAUUUUAUCAUGUCAGUUAAAAUUGCAACGCCUAGCAUUUAUUCCCCGCCAGGAAAAUCACUGGAUUCCUUUCAAGUUGAGGGUUUUGGUUUUUUUAUAUGACUGCCUUUUUUUGUUUUUAUUGUCUGCUUAGUACUUGCAAAUCUGGCUUUGGGAACUAUUUGAAUGUAAAGUGAAAUUGCGAAAGACCGAAGUAAAUUCUGUUGUUGAAGUAAAGAAUAUGAAGGUGUAAACGUUUUCUGCUUAAGACAAACCCUGUUGGUUUUUGGUUAUGGAAGGUUUGAGAAGCAAAAACUACUGUGAAAUCCAUACCAUUUGAUGAUCCCUCCCCCAAUAAAUGUCUGGAAAUUCUCAAUCAUCCAGGUCAGGGUUCUCCAACCAUGGCAACUUUUUAAGACUUGUGGACUUCAACUCCCAGGAAUUCUGGGAGGUGAAGUCCACAAGUUUUAAAGUUGCCACGGUUGGAGACCCCUGAUCCAGGUCAACUUGUCCCAAAGGUGCUUUUUCAAAAGGCCACUGGACUUGGUUCUUCCUUGAAGACAUUUCACUCCUUGUUCAAGAAGCUUCUUUAGUUCUGACUGAAUGCUGGUGGAUGGAAUGACUCUCAGAGGGAGUGCUAACCACCAGAUGACUGCAAGAAAAUAUAAAUCCAUCCAUUCUCCAACAUUCAGUCAGAACUGAAGAAGCUUCUGGGAUGAGAAGCGAAACAUCUUCAAGGAAAACAAAGUCCAGUGGCCUUUUGAAAAAGCACCUUUGGGAUAUUCCUCCACCAGUAAGACUCUCCCCAAAAAGCUAAAAGGAAGGAUUGGUGAUCCAAUAUCCGGUCGCCAAUCUUCCAUAAACAAUGGAUACCUGGUUUCAUGACUCCUUGAUGUUCCUUAAAGCAAGCGAUGCUAGCAAUCUUUUCAUCCUCAUGAACAACACAACUUGCAUCCAAGGGGUUGCUAAUCUGAAAUGCAGAAAAGCACCAGGAUCUCAAAAUAUAUAUCGUCUUCCCCAAAAUAAGGCAUCCCCUGAUAAUAAGCCCAAUCGGGCAUUUGAGCGCAGGGCAAUAAGGCCAAGCGCUUAUUACAGGGUUCAAAAAAAUAUAAGACAGGGUCUUAUUUUCGGGGCAACAUGGUAUUUUUUUUUUAUUUGCAUUUAUAUCCCGCCCUUCUCCAAAGACUCAGGGCGGCUUACACUAUGUUAGCAAUAGUCUUCAUCCAUUUGUAUAUUAUAUACAAAGUCAACUUAUUGCCCCCAACAGUCUGGGCCCUCAUUUUACCUUCCUUAUAAAGGAUGGAAGGCUGAGUCAACCUUGGGCCUGGUGGGACUUGAACCUGCAGUAAUUGCAGGCAGUUGUGUUUAUAACAGACUGUCUUACCAGCCUGAGCCACCAGAGGCUAUAUAUAUAUAUAUUUAUUUACCGUCUUUUGUAUUUGCUUGCUCAGCUGCUUGUCUCUCGCCAUGACCGUUUAACACCUCCAUGGCUGGUUGCACACAGUAAUAUUUGAAUCGGGAUCUAGUCUAGGUCAGUCACCAAGACCAGAGAUUUUUUCUUUUGAGCUUUCUGACUCAUGCUGGAAAACCCAUCUUCCAAUAUUUGAAACCUCUGAAUAAAACGUUGCAUAAUAUCUCUGCGGGAGGCAGAUUGCUUCAGUUGGAAGCUUAUUCCAACAGAAAACUUGGUAGGGAUAAAAAACAAAUUCCAAUUGCAUAACUGUUAAAACACACUUGAUAUUUGGAGGUAUUUCUGAGGCCCUUGGAGGACAUUUUAGCCCUGUAGAAUUUUAUCCCAUUUAUCUCCCCCCAGGUCACAAUUUGCCACAGAAUGAAGCAUGACAUUAAGUGUCUGAUUUCUGUUCUUCAACAGCCAGGUUCUCGUUUUUUAUUCUAAUAUUGAAAACGUCACCGAUCCAAGGGGAAGUUGGAUAUAUUUUUUUUCUACGUAAGAUUUUUUAACCGGGGAAAUUGCUUUCUUUCCCCAAACUUAGAAUGGUGUUUUGUUUUGUUUUUUGCAGGUCCUUUGCAGAAUAUCAUAGUUGCCUCUUUUCCAGAAGCAUUUUUGUUAACGUUGAGUGUAUUUGGUUUUGGCCUUACCUGUCUAAAUUGGUAAAGAGGUGACCACUGCCUUUAAAACAUCUAGAUGUAUCAUUGUAAGCCAAAGGCUAGUAUAAGAACAUUAUGCAUUAUAGGCAGUCCUCGACUUACGACAAUGGAGCCCCAAAUUUCUGUUGUUAAGUGAAAAUAUUUGUCAGGUGAGUUUUGCCUCAUCUUACGAUCUUUCUCGCAGCAGUUGUUAAGUGAACCACUGCCGUUGAUGAGUUAGUCACACGGUUGCUAAGGGAAUCUGGCUUCUCCCUUUGACUUUGCUUGUGAGAAAGUCGUAAAAGAUGAUCUCGUGGAAAAAAAAACAGCAGUCAUAAAUAUGAACCGGUUGCCAAGCACCUGAACUUUGACCAUAUGAUCAUGGGGAUGCUGGAAAGGUAAGUGAGAAACGGUGAUAAAGUCACGUUUUUCAGUGCCCUUUGAACGGUCACGAAAGAACCGUUGUAAGUCAAGGACUACCUGUAUUUUUAACAAGUGCUGCAGUUCUUCGGCAAGACGUUUCAACCGUGCACAAUAACAGCCGGGACAAACCUGUUUCUCGUUGUCAUUCUUGUGAAGUAUAUCUCAUCCUUGCCGAUGUUUUACUAUAGUUUGCGAUGUGUAAACAGUCUUAUAAUUUGUCCCGAAGCACAAGCUAUUGUGAGCCACCGUCGCAUCCAUUCAUUCCAGCUUCUGCAUGCAGUCUGAUAAGAUAUUCAGAACUUUCUGACAGUUCCUUGAUUAACUUGUGGUUUUUCGAAUCAAAUCACUUGGGAUUUCAGUUUCUGGCAAUGCCUUAAAAUUAUUAAAAUCCUCAGGGGCUAAGACACUGAGCUUGUCGAUCAGAAGGUCGGCAGUUUAGUGGUUCGAAUCCCUAGUGCUGCCGUGUAACGGAGUGAGCUCCCGUUACGUGUCCCAGCUUCUGCCAACAUCGCAGUUCCAAAGCACGUAAAAAAUGCAAGUAGAAAAAUAGGGACCACCUUUGGUGGGAAGGUAACAGCAUUCCGUGCGCUUUUGGCAUUGGGUCAUGCCCACCACAUUACCAUGGAGACGUCUUCGGACAGCGCUGGCUCUUUGGCUUUGAAACGGAGAUGAGCACUGCCCCCUAGAGUCCAGAACGACUAGCACAUAUGUACAUGGGGAAACUUUACCUUUAAAAUUACAGCCGUUUCUUCUCUCUCCCCCCCCCUCGCUUUUAACCCUCAUUAAAUCAGUAUAUUUCUCUGGAUGGACCUGUUUUUCAUUGCACCAUCCUUCAAGACAAUAAAACUUUUGCUUGCCUUUUAUUCUUUCCAUGAGAAAUGUGGGAAAACUGUUGAAAUGGUGAAAUAAUAACAGAUGCAGAAAAAUCAGAUGCUAUCCGUUUAUAGCGCCAAUAAAAUUUUAAGUCCAGUUACUUGGAUUCUUAAUUGCUGGGAACAAAUCUGUGUUCUAACAUUGCUCGUACUUACAGAAGUAUUUCACUCUAGCUCUUUUUCCAUCUUAUACUAAUCUGUAUUCUUGGUGAUGGUGAAAACUGAAAUAAUUUCUCUGUCGGGGGGGUGUUCCAAAUUUUAAGCUGGCGUGUCAGCCCUUUCGAACCAUUUGCAGUGAUUAAUUGCAGUAUUGUAUUUUGAAAAUGAAUGUGACCAACUCAAUGUUAACCGGGUGCUGUAUGAAUUGUAUUAAGUUGAGUAAUACAAGUGGUCGGUUGGUUCCCUUUAUAAAGUCUUAUUCUUUGA